This is a messenger RNA of Pseudomyrmex gracilis, 1104 nucleotides long. RefSeq names its product 28S ribosomal protein S7, mitochondrial (gene mRpS7). The transcript has 5 exons. Bases 273 to 986 code for a protein of 237 amino acids. NCBI's taxonomy places the organism in Eukaryota, Metazoa, Arthropoda, Insecta, Hymenoptera, Formicidae. Gene Ontology annotation, biological process: ribosomal small subunit assembly; translation. The record is from RefSeq and is a predicted model, not a curated record. Gene Ontology annotation, cellular component: ribosome. Gene Ontology annotation, molecular function: rRNA binding; mRNA binding; structural constituent of ribosome.
UAUUCUAGUAUGUAUUUUUCAAAAUUAUUCUUUUGAUAUUUGCUACUUUGUUCGAUAUCGAUCAGAUUGAACUUUUUUACCGCCGACGUCCUGAUGUCGCUACAUAGUUCCCACGUCCGCAAAAGUGGAUUGUACGGCGCUGAAACCAGCGCCGGAAUCCGUGUUUCCAUCGUCUCUCCCUAGGUGGUCUCCGGACGCGUCCGGGAGCGCACGAGAGUUCACGGAAGUUGUCAAGAAAAAUUCUUGCUCGUAUGUGCGAUUAAAAAAAAAAAAUGAUUAAUUCGCGUUUGUUUGUCGCGUCAGUUGCGAAUUUGUUGAACAAUCGCGGACUGACGAGGAGAUUCAACUUGGCAAUCGUUAAAAGGGAGUACAGUGUCUUUCCAAAUUACUAUAUUCAACCGAAAUUUAGAAAAGAUGCGCAAGACGCUCUGUUUCAGAAAGAGAACGAAGAGGCGAAGGAGAUCGCCCACAAGCAAAUAAAACCGGCAACGGUGAUCGACACAUGUUCCGAGUUCUACGACGCCAGAGUGAUAAAAUUCACCAACACUCUGAUGAAAAAUGGAGAUAGAAAAUUGGCAACGGCAUUGAUGAGCAAAACCUUCAACAGAAUCAAGAGGUUCCAACUGGAGCGUUAUCACAAGGCGAAAACGGCAGAGGAGAAAGACAACGUCGAACUGGAUCCGUUGGUGGUUUUUCAUCGCGCUCUCGACAAUUGCACGCCCAUUUUACAAUUAGUACCGUGCAGGAAAGGUGGAAUAACGUAUCAGAUACCCGUUCCAAUUACAGAAAAAUUGGCGCAACACAAAGCCAUACUGUGGCUGAUAAGUGCUGCAAAUGAGAAGGAUAGAAAUGCGAGAUUUUACGACGCUUUAGCCAGAGAGAUGAUAACCGCUUCUAUGAAUCAGGGUCGCGCGGUCAAUUGGAAGCAAGAGCUGCACAAGAGGUGUCAAGCUAAUCGGGCUUACGCGCACUUUAGGUGGAUGUAAUAAAGGGACAGGCACAGGUACACACGUGUACAUAAAUAAAAUGUUCAAUUGUUUGACGUGGCACUUAUUUAUACAAACUAUGUACAUUAAAUAAAUUUAUAUGUAUAUUAUCAAAUUA